This is a messenger RNA of Ipomoea nil (Japanese morning glory), 1137 nucleotides long. RefSeq lists its product as uncharacterized. NCBI's taxonomy places the organism in Eukaryota, Viridiplantae, Streptophyta, Magnoliopsida, Solanales, Convolvulaceae. The transcript has a single exon. The coding region runs from base 1 to 1137 and encodes 378 amino acids. The record is from RefSeq and is a predicted model, not a curated record.
AUGUCUAAACGACUGGGAUCGAAAGACCCGGAUAGGCGCUCAGUUGAUUCUCCUAUGCGAGCGGCUAGCCAGGUGGGAUCGUCAGGACAUACUGGGUCUCAAGCGCAUCGUCGUCGUCGGGCCCGUGAACCAGCCCAUACGGUUGAGCAAGAUGAGACCCGAGGAAUGUUGAAUCAGCUCCGUGCGGAAUUCACCCGAUGGCAAAAUGAGCACGCUUUAAAGCCUUCUUCUGAUCACACCGCUUCAUUGUUGCAGACUCCUUUCACGGUCGAGAUCAUGGCUCAGCCUUACCCGCUCGAUCUACGUAUUCCCGGGAACAAAGAGUACGAUGGACGGACAGACCUGAAGGUCCAUAUUAAUACUUACUACGGGAAUAUGCUGAUGAUGGGUGUGAGUGACGACGCCGUGAUGUAUCGAGCCUUUUAUUCGACGUUGUCUGGUCGAGCAGCUGAGUGGUUCAGAACGCUAGAACCAGGGUCAAUUUCUUGCUUCGCUAGCUUGGCAACCAAGUUCAACCGGAAGUUUAUAACUUCCAAAAUCGUCCGGAAACCCUAUAUGUACCUGGAAAAAGCAAAGCAGCUGGAAGGGGAGAGUUUUUCUGAUUUCUUGGUCAAAUGGAAGGCGGCCGUGGGUGAGGUCGAACCAAUGGACGACCAGACGGCUAUUCAUAUGUUACAUAUUUCUCUGAGAGCCGGGUAUUUGUACCAAGAUUUCAUACUCCACCCACCUACAACCUAUGAAGAAGCGCUUCGUCGAGUGACGGAUUAUGCCAAUGCUGGAGAAGCCAAUACCGUCAAACGGUUUCAAGAAGUCGGGUCGUCCCAGAAGCCCUCUGGUCGGUUAGAUAACCGGUCGGUCGAAGACCACCCCCAAUCCCGAGCUCGCCUGGGAGACUUCACGGCGUUGAACUGGUCAGCCGCGGAAGCUAUGCAAUAUGCCCAGUCUUGCAAUCUCAUUCGUUUUCCUCGUCCUGGACAGGAUGGGAAGGAUAUGUCGAAACAUUGUGCUUAUCAUCGAUGUGCUGGACAUGAUACGGAAGAAUGUAUAAACUUGAGACAGUUGUGGGAAGAUUUGCUCCAAGCGGGGAAGUUGGACAAAUGCGUAGGAAAGAGGGAAGAAAACAAAAGAUCAGCUUAG